This is a messenger RNA of Pocillopora meandrina, 9173 nucleotides long. NCBI's taxonomy places the organism in Eukaryota, Metazoa, Cnidaria, Anthozoa, Scleractinia, Pocilloporidae. The record is from the annotation of a GenBank genome assembly.
CGCGGGGCGCAUGGUGACUUUGAGAGCACUUAACACUCUGAGAAGUUAUUACAGAUAUUUCCAGGUCAACAUGCGAGGUGCCCGAGAAUUCGCUCUCGUUCUCCUAUUCGCUUUUGUUUUCAGCGAGCCUGAUUCAUUUGAAGGGUAAGUAAUCUCAGAGAUAUUUUUCUACAACAAACUUUAUACUCAUCUUGAUUUUCAACUAGGAAUGUUUUAAACUUCUAGAUCAAAUCGGUGUUGACUAUUUAGAUUUAUAGUUCUCGUAUCGAACACAGUUUCGCUGCGCGUUAUAGAGCCACCCUCCCUUAACGAAUCGCAGCCGGUAAAUAAGUUACAAUAGUUACCGUUCGUUGUACUUUUUAACACUUCUAAUCUCGCGAUAUUUCCUUUUGCCUUUAGAUGUGUUUUCAAUCGAAACUUUCUUUUUCGUAGUGACACUGCCCACUGUACAAUAACUGUCGAAUAACGUCCUCUUCGGUUGAAAAUUGAAAUUGAAAUUUGCGUCAAGAUGUCCUUUGCGUCAAUACUCGUUGGACAAAGAGUUUGUCUGUCUGUUACGAACUGAUUUAUUACAAAAACAAAAGUCUCAAUUUAUUGCAAUAAACAUAAGGCAAAUAAAGAAAUUUGCCUGGAGGCCGACGUCCCAUUGCAGCGACUACACAUAUCAACUGGAAAUUAAAAAGAUUGAAUUGAAAUAGAGUUAUAUCAGACUCCGCAAAACCCUCCUUAACCUUUCUUGGAAAGAUUGGAAAAAAUAUCCUAAAACAAUAUAACACUACGGUAGUGAACUUUUUGUUGUUUUCUUUUCUUCAUGAGCUAAAGGCCUGAAUUAGAUUACAGUGCUCGCCCUUUUUUGAAUUUUAAGGGAUCUUUUGCUGCAACCGUCUGAAAGCUAAGUCAAUAAACAGUGCGAAAUAUCCCCCAAAGACGACAGUACAUUUAAAAAUCUCCAUUUUCUUUUUCUUUUGAAAUUCUUGCAAAACUUUCAAUGCCUAAGAUUUUGAUUCUCUUUGGAUGUUUUUUUUUGCACAAUUUUUAAAGAACUUGGAAAUAGUCAUAGGAAGGUAAAAAAAAAGGUCUGAUUUAACUAAACAUUUCCUUCCGGAAUUUGGUAAAAGUGUCCAACUAUCGAGGCUAGGUUAUAAACAUGGAUUGUUGGGGGGAGACGACGGUUUUGCCCUGCGUUGCCUUUUCAUCGUCGACGAAAAUCGACAAGUUCUUGAAAUGCUGGAAAUAUUUGACAUUUUCCGUAUCCCCUAGCAAUAAAUGAGUUGCUAGUAAAUCGGAUCCUUGUGUUUGCGCACGGUUGUUUUGACUGAAAACAGCACGAUUUUGGUGAGAGAUCACCGCCUUUUCGCCGCCAUUUUAUAGAAAUGGUUUUAGGUAGUGUUGAUACGAGGGAAGCGUACGUUUUUGUAUGAUUAACCAUGAAAUAUGUGAUUAAAUCUGCCGAUUGACCUUUCACCUUAAGUAAGGUUUAUUGUGAAAUUGACAUCGCGCAAUGGUCUGGAAAUAUCACAAAAUUAACUACAAAUCGCCGGGAAAUGACUCAAUACUGUUAGUAAGUUGUAUUUAAGUGUGUACAGCUUGUUUUUCUACUUGUUUACGUUUUGGAUAACCAAAAAAUACGUCCUCAAAAUAUAUGUCAGUGGAAAUGGAACUUAUUUUUACAGACCUGUUGCUCUUCAGGGGGAUGAAACAAGCGACUUUUCAACUACAUAAAUAGUCACCGUUUUCUCAACAAUAAAAUUUGCUGCAGCGAUUUCUUCGGCUGAUCUAACUGACAAAUCAUGGUAGUUUACUGUAACUGCACAAUUCAUUCCAAUUUUACGUUCAGUGGCCAAAGCAUCCAACGGAAUCACCUUUAGGAAUCUUGUUUAUUGAAUUAAACAAAGUGCACAUAACUGUAUUGAGCGAGUAUUUUAUUGAAUUUUUGCCAAAUGGUGAUUAGAGUUAGGAAAUUGAUUAUUGAGUGCUGAAAAGAUGUCUAGAUACUGUAAUUCUGUAGGAAUCACUUUAAGACAACAACAGUUAUGAAUGCUGAAACACCGUAAUUCGUUUAACAGGCAUAAGCUGUACCGCACUUUUCCCAAGAAUAAAGAUGACGUAAAGUUCUUGGAUAACCUUCUCAAAUCAGGAGAGGAUGGCGUAAGUAGUAAGCCACAAAACCUAGGGCUGUUCGUAUCAUUGAUCCUUGCGUGACGCACGCGCGAUUAGCACACGCACUAGGACACUUAAAUUUGCGCACAAUGAUCGAUAGCAAGCAGCAGUGUUUAGUUGGAUAUUCGCGUUUUGAAGAUAUUUUUUUUGCGUGUUAGUUUUGACACGUGAUCAUUUUGGUGGUGUUUUGGCCGAUUAUUUUAAGGAAAGGUUUUUGUUACCGCUUCCUAACAGCGCAAACCAAAACCAAUCACUUCAUAGAGCAUGAUCGGUACAAUGGAACGUAAUGAGUCUUAGUCUACGAGAAAUCCCCACUUAGUAGUACUUUUGUCCUGUGCGUUUCUUUUGCCCGCGGGACUUGAGCAUGCGGGCCGGCGAGGGGUCUUCAGGGAGUCUGGCACUGAUAAUAGGUACCAGGCUCCCGGCAAAACUUUUCCCGACUCGUCUCAAAUCUUCCUGCGGGCGGAGAAACGUUCACUCUGCAGUGCUAAUAAUGAGGAUUUACUCUCUUGCUAAACGAGCCUCAGAGGACUCGCCUGAAGUGCAAAGGAAGGUGUGUUACCAAAUCGCGAGUGAUUUAUUUCUAAAGAAACUAUGGUGCUGCGUCGGUGGGAGAGUAUAACAAGUUAAUUUAUUAUUAUCAACUGAGUUGAUAACAUAAAUUGGCCAACAUAAAGAGUGUCAGAGCUGACGUUUUGAGUGUUAGCCCUUCAUCAGAGCGAAAGACGAAGGGCUAACGCUCGAAACGUCAGCUUUGAAACUCUUAAUUAAAACGAAAUCCUGCAAUCCUCCUGAAGUCUGUGAAAGGAUUAGAUGUGAUCGAACAAAACUUUUCAAGGAUCAUUUCUUAAGGAUUAAGCCUAACUUGACGAUAAAAUUGUCUCUCCUCAAUCCUCUUUCUAAAUACUUUGGUAAUAAUAGCAGUUAUGAAACUUUCAAUGCCUGUUAAAAAAUAAAAAUAGUUUAUAUGAAACUAAUUCUCAAUUUCAGAUCGAUUUUUGGACAUAUCCUACUGAUUCUCUGGACCCUGUUGAAAUUCACGUCGAGCCUAUUGCAAUCCAAAAACUUGAAGGUCUUUUAAAUGGUGCUGGUAUUUCCUUCCAAGUUUCACAAGAGGAUGUGCAACAUGCCAUAAAAAAAGAACAGGCAACCUCAAGGGCUUCAGGAUUUGACAGCAAAUAUCACAAGCUGAGAGAGGUAAGAAGUACACCCAGAGGGGUGGGAUUGGGUGCUAAAUCCCCGUCAAAUUUGCGGGGUAACUCGUAUCUGAAGAAUUAAUUGUUCGAACCGCUUGUGGUCCGAAGAUAUCGACCUACAAUCCCCUACUUAUCGCCUGUCGUCCAUCCUUUCGGAAGAAAUUUCUCUCGCUCUUUAAUCUUCCUCUGCUUUAAAAUUCAAAGUAGGUAUCCAAUUAUUUUAGCCCAAAAUCAGCGCGUGUGCACUGUGGACCACCAUAUCAUACGGAAAAAAAUAGCAUAAAGGAAAGGUAAGGUUAAAUUUUACCCAAGCGAAACUAUUCCGUUGAAUGACAAAUUUUCUUUCCCGUGACAAAGCUGCUCAGUUUGUACUGUGGUUUAUUUUUUUUUAUGUUUUCCAACCGCUUCUUCGACUUUGCAUGCCUUGCGUACCUAUGUCUUUUACUCGAUAAUGUACUUUUUCAUUUCAUGUAGUUACCGUCAUAUUGCGUAUCAAUUAAACCAUUUGCACUAUUUCAUGCUAUGCCCAUUAUUUUUUCUUUCCUUUCGGUAAACAUUUGGCCGAGCAAAUAAGCAAUUAAAUUAAAGAGCGUUAGUAUUUUUGCAUAAACUUACUUUACAGAUUCACUCUGAGAUACGAGCACUGGCCUCGAGACAUUCUGAUGUGGCAGGAACUUUUAGCUUGGGAAAUUCCUAUGAGGGCAGAGAGCAACUUGCUAUCAAGGUAUGGCAACGAGAUAAGAAACUUGCACAGGUCUUUGGUAUCGGUGCUCAAAGAAGCUUUAUGAAUUGGCAGUCUGUUUUUGAUUGGAGGCAAAACGCUUGUCAAACUAGGCUUAUUUAACAAAUUUUAUCUACUUACCUCCUCAGUCACAGUGCUUGAACUAUCCCUAGAAAGCACAGUAAUCACCUGAAAAAUCUUGUAAUUUAUAAUAACGUUUCUCAUGAUUAUUUUGAUAGUAAUAGUAAUAGUUUCUUAAAAAAACUGUAAAAUUUCCAGAAAUCACCCUUAUUUUCGAAGAAUCAAGUAAGCCAGAUUUGAAAUAUAGGGUUUUGUUGGUUUGUCUGUUUUUGUCAAUAUUGUUUCAUCGGUGAAAGCUUCAUUCUUGAUCAUAUUUUUGUCCAAUUUUCGGCUUGUUUUCAAUACCAAUUCCAUUUCCAUUUCUAGAUUCUAAAAGGCUCUGCGGCCAGCAAAAAAGGUCUGUUCUUCUUCAACUGUGGAAUUCACGCAAGGGAAUGGAUAAGUCCAGCUACUUGCAUGUACAUGAUACGACAGGUGAACAACAUUUGAUAAGUUUUAAUGUUUUGCAUGUGCUCUAACCUACCAGUAAAGCCGGGCUCACGCUUCCCUAAACUCUACGUGUUAGGACAAUUUCUUUUGCAUAUAUGCCGAUUUUAAUAAUAUCUGUUGUAAUAACUUGGUGUUACUAUUGUCUCAGCAUAUACAAACCUCGUGUAAAUCAUGUUUAAUUUCGCUUUGCACCGGAUAAAUCUCUAUCCGAUGGAUAGCGCAGGUUGUCUCGUUAACGCUUAUCCACAAGAUAUAAAUCCAUCCGUUGGAUAGCGUUAUGCACCCUUUGGGCAAGUGGGCCCAGGAAAAACUACCUCAGCUAGGCGAGGCAGUCUCGUAUACAAACUUUACCUUAACCUUUAACAUUUAUGAUUGGAAUUAUGUCAUCCGUUUCCCAGAUGUUGGAAACUCGAAACUCCAAUGCCGAUGUUCGGUUUAUGCUCGACAAUUACGAGUGGGUAAUUCUGCCAGUACUGAAUGUAGAUGGAUAUGAGUAUACACACACUGGGGUAUGUAAACAUAAUAAUGACACACAACCAAUCAGGAAAACUAUUUUCUACCACGUGAUACAAAUCAACCAAUCACUUAAAAAAACGAUGAAGGAAAAAUCAAAUCGCCAUCUUGGAUGCAAAACCACCCAUAUGGUUGGUUGAUUGUGCCACGUGGUACUAAAUACUCUUCUUUGAUUGGUUGUGAACCAUAUGAGCCCAAUAUACUAUUCCUACCAAAGUUUAAGGAAAAGUAUGCUCCCGAAGCCAUAUAAUUUUUCUUCUCCGCAAGCAAACUAUUUCCUUUCAACAAUUAGAUUGUUAGUGAUAGAUCAGAUUGUGGGAAGUACGAGGCGCAGCCGGGAGUGACACUAAUGUAAUGAUGUGAGUGCUUUACAUAAAUGGUUGUGAGGGACAUAUCAAUGAAUUCGUUUGUAGCCAUGAGGGACGAGCAACACAUAUUAUGCAAAUAUUUUCGGCCCUAAGCUUCAAGACCCGGCUAAUUUUGACUCUAAAGGUAUUUUCCUUUUGCAUAGCAAGAAAAGCUUAUUCUCAGUCGCUUUAUGUUGUAAUCAUACGAAAAGAAAAUUAAGGAACACUUUUAAAAAAUUUCCCAAUCGUUUGACAAUAAAGAGCCUUUUAAACUGGUGAUUAUUUCCUUCAUUUUCAUGGCCUUUACGUUUCAUUUAAGGGCAGAAGUGGAAGGAUAACUUCAAGAGAGGCCCUCCUAGUGGUUAAAGAGCAUCAAAAGGAUCUGUAAUUAAACACUUAUUGAAAACCCCUCCGUGACCCUUCCUGCUUAUGCUUUAACCUUUUAACUCGUAAGAAUGACAGGCAUCCAAUUUUUCCUCACGGUAUCACUAUUGAAUCAAACAUCAGGGUCGCGAGAAUAACGAAAACGAUCAUCGGAGGUCUUGAUUGUUGAUCUGAUUCUUCACGUUAGUCACAUAGGGAGUCUACAGAGCACAGUGAGGGGAAUAUACAUGUUGAUAUCAGCGUGUAAAGGCUUGAAUCGAGUACUCCUAAACAUUUUUUUUAUCUGUCCUUACCCAGAGUAUGCGUAAAGUAGACAUUUGUUUUGAAUCUAAUCUAUCAGAAUCGCAUGUGGAGAAAAACGAGACGCCCAAAUAAGGAUGGGAGUUACGGAGCUGAUCCAAACAGAAAUUUCAAUUAUCAUUUCGCAGGUAGGACAAUUUAACUUUUGGUGAUGUCUCAGUGAAACAUAAAUAGACUCUCAAACCUCUUAAAGAUAAUAAUACAAAGUCAAAACUCUUUAAAAUCCUCAACUACCAGCACCCAAAUGAUAACUUUUUUUGACAGUUGUCUGCCAAAGUCUGGGUCUUUUUCGGAUCAAGCGUUUAAGCUAAUUAAGAUUGGCCUGGUUUUUUCCGUUUUUAUUAUAGAACAACUGUUUAGGUUAAUUUUCACGAUCAACUCUUUUAGCCCGCAUAUGAAAAAGCGUGAGUAGCAACCGCUGUCAUUUUCGCGGGCUUCAGCUGCUGGCCAAGACGCUCCAUGUGAACAAACACUGAAGAGUUGCCGCACUGAACUUAUGAGUGCGGAGAAUACCGAUGAAGACUCUUCCCAGGAACUCCUUCAAAUAUUUGUUGCAGCGAAGAGAGAGAGGUUUACAAGCAGCUCCCUGUUAAAACAUUUAUUUACAUUUUACGAGGAUAGAUAUCAUAUCCAGUGCGAGGGACAAAGAGGUAAUUAUUGUGUUCUUACUAACCUUCCGAUAUUAUGAAUUAUUCAGGAGUUGGAACUUCACAAAGACCAAACAGUGACAUAUAUACUGGAGAGCGACCAUUUUCCGAGACAGUGACCUACAAUGUUGGGAAAUAUCUCUAUGAGCGUAGAUACGAGCUGAAGGGAUACAUUGAUUUUCAUGCAUACAGUCAAUUGUGGAUGAGUCCGUGGGGAUACACCAAAGCGUACCCCCCAGAGUACGCGAGGAUGGUAUGCAAAUGAUCAAAAUAAUGGCACCUAGCAUCUCUUUCAAGGCUGCUCCGGUUUACUGUAUUUAUUAGAUUAAACGCCCAUCCUGUAGAUAGGGAGAGUAAAUAAGCACCAAUCCCCGCCACUCCCCACUUCCCCCUCCCCCACAAAAAAGGGUAACCAAAGUGCACAAGCGGAGUAUUAAUCGUUAUUUAUUUUCUGUCUUAUAAUCUCUAAAUUCACUGUUAUGGCCUAUCUUCACAUUUUGUUAUUAUUCAUUAUAAUGUUGCAAAAUGAAUUUACUCCUUGUUGAACAUGGUAAAAAUUGAAUAAGCCCCCAGCCUCGAACAAGCGCCGACCUCGAGUGAGUGCUUACCUCAAAUAUGUGCCCACUCGAAAGGUCCAAAAAUUCAACAAGCACCGAGGGCGCUUAUCAAAUAAAACAGUUUGUUUUAAAAUUCAGAUGAAGAGUAAUGUUUAUUAGAGAGAGAGAGCAGACUUGUUGUAAUUGGAAAAUUAUGAGAGAUCUAGCUUAUGCUCAAAAUGAUUUACUGUAAUUGGCAGUCUCACCAGAGACGGAAGUCUUCAAGUUGCACUAGUUGCCUCAUCGUAUAUUUACAAAAGCCUACGCCCAAUAAAAUUCAAAGUUCCUUCCGCGUUUUACAUUAUCUAUACAAGAUAGAGUUACUGUAGGGUUGUGUUUGACUAUCCAAGAUGAUUUACCACUGAUGCUGUGCCAUUUUGUCUUAUUUUGUAAAGAAAAAAGCCAUGCAAGCUGCUGUCAAGGCACUCACAAAUGUGCAUGGAACCAGCUACAAAUAUGGACCGGCUGCCAUAACCAUUUGUAAGUAUGAAGUAUUUAUAAUAUGGCGCGGUAACCUCGAGGUAAAUCCGAGCGUUCUGAUUGGUUCCUUCUUAGUCGGUAUUUGCCCAUCCGGACCGUUUCCAUGGAAACGGUCAUGAGCUGUGUCUUUUAGUUCGCUAAAGCCGGAAAAAUUCAAGAUAAACAAGUUUAGUCGGAGCGCCAUAUAAUAGACUUCUUGCUAACCUCGUUUGCUCGAUCCGUACUGAAAAGUAUUGGCCCUUUUUCGUUUUUGUGCGGCCUUGAGCCAAUAUUUCCCACACUUGGUUCGUAAGAAGUUAUUAGAAGUAUUCAGAGACUCAAUCAAAUGAAACGCUUUUUUAUCCUUGAGGAACCCAAGCCACAGAUACAGAACAAUGCUUCAUUGAGCGUGUGAACAAACCCGAGAUUAUAAUGGUUUCGCUCUUCUACGUACCGCGAAUGGUCUGGAAAACUCGUGCCACUCUCUUAACUAAUCAGAUGCGAACUAAAUCUAACACCGAUCAAAACUUGAUCAUUCGCCCUGACUGUUGCCUCGGGAAGUUUACAUGUUUUUGAAUCUGUUUUCAUUUAUAUUUUCAAUAGUUCUGACCGACCGAUUUGACUGCUUCGGCUUUGAUGUCACGAAACUCAAUUAAAAAGAGCUUAAUUAAGAGGAUAUCGUCAUAAGUGAUGUUUUCAAAUGAGUGAGUGAAAACCAAAACCGAAGUUAUCAUAACUGAUAAUCAGAAAAAAAAACCUUAACAUCGUCAGUCUCCAAUAAGACUCAAAGUAAAAGCAGGCAACUUGUUUGAAGCUCAGGAAAACGUGAAUGACCGAGGCGCGAUUGUUUUCUAGUUUUGCAUCCAAUUGGUUGCAUUAGGGGAUCGCGCGAGUCUCCUUGACCAAUCACAGAGCAAAGUUGAGCAUAUUUUGUAAGGAUUAUUUUCGAUACUCAGUUGAAAAAUUGCUCUGAGACAUCACUGGUUUUAUUUCGUUCCCAGAUCCCACCACUGGUGACACAACUGACUGGACAUUCGGUGUCUUAGGAGUGGUACAUUCCUACUGUGUAGAACUCCGGCCAAAAACUUACGGUCAAGGGGGAUUUAUACUUCCCCCGGAUAAGAUUAUCCCCGUGGGGCAGGAAACAUUUGCAGGAUUAAAGGCUCUGACGAGAAACAUGUAAACAAGAACAAGUGUUAAAUGAGGGAAUUUUUCCUGCUGUGAGUUUCGUCUUUAAGUUUCCUAGAAAGUUUAAUGGUGAAUAAACUACAGAUCAAGAG